Salarias fasciatus (jewelled blenny) is the source of this 3342-nucleotide messenger RNA. RefSeq names its product TBC1 domain family member 12-like. Gene Ontology annotation, molecular function: small GTPase binding; GTPase activator activity. Gene Ontology annotation, biological process: regulation of GTPase activity. Bases 317 to 2824 code for a protein of 835 amino acids. The transcript has 13 exons. The record is from RefSeq and is a predicted model, not a curated record. Lineage: Eukaryota; Metazoa; Chordata; Actinopteri; Blenniiformes; Blenniidae.
AUUGUUGGGGUAUUUUCAAGAUGGCGCCGGACUGUGGCUGGAGCGCCGCCGCCGCUCGGAGCUGCUGAACUCUGCGGGGAUUCGUCCACCUCCACCCGGCGGGCACCUUCACCGGACACCGCGGCGGGGCGGGACCCGCAGAGAUGGAGGUGCUGCAGCCGCCCGGGCGGGUCAGGUAACGCCGGAGCUGGCUAACAUGGUCGCCCCUUCCUCCCCGAACAAGAGAGCCAGCUGCAGCCGCUGCGGAGGAGGAGGAGCCCGGCAGGACCAGGAAUUCACGCCCGGGGCCGAGGCUCGCCAGGCGGACUGAGCGGUCAUGGAAACCGCGGAGGAGAAUGGAGGGUCGGUUACCGUCGACCUGAACGAGAACGAAGAAGAAACGGGAGGAGGAGCCGGGGAACCUUGCACCGCGAUCAAAGCCCGGAGCCGGGCGCUGCUGGCCGGUGCCGGCGACCCGGCCCGGGGACACGGGGAAGCCGGCUCCGCGCGUCCGGAGGUCGGGUUGGAUGUGGCCCGGCAGGAGCACUGCUCCCCCGGUGGCCACGGCGGCCUGAACGGGUUCACCGAGCCGGUGGGGCUGGACGGAGGAGCACCGGGUCGGGGUUCGGGGGAUCCCCGGGACUCCUGCAGCGCUGCCCGGGGAGAGGAGGCUGCCGGCGGCGGAUGUCCCGGAAACCCCCGGCUGGGCUGCGGGGGCUGCCAGGUGGAGGGUAGCCUCCCCAAUGGGGUCCCCGACGGUCCCGGGAGCGACCCCGCCUCUUCCCCGGGCCUCAAACCUUCAGACUGUGAGGAAGUGAAAGUAGCAAACGGUGGUUUGCACAUCAGGGCCUCAUGUGACUGUCCCGGGGAGGAGGCCCGGUGUCCCGGGGAGGAGGCUGACUGUCCCGGGGAGGAGGCCCGGUGUCCCGGAGAGGAGGCUGACUGUCCCGGAGAGGAGGCCCGGUGUCCCGGGGAGGAUGCUCGGUGUCCAGCGGAGGACAUCAAGCUCCCUGCUCCCAUCGGUGCCUCCAUGGAGGACUGCCUGACCCCGGGAUCAAGUGCCAAACUCCCCUCACCCUGUCUGUCAGCCCACUCUGAUCCCACCUGCGACAGUCCGCUGUCUGAGCCCGAGGAGGACGAGGGCGAUGAAGAGGUCCAGGAGGAGGAGGGAGACUUCAGGGACCUGAGUUUACCUGUCAGGCCGCAGAGUCUGAGGACUAACCCAAACUUCACGGUGUCCCUCAGCUGUGACGCCACCCCGCUGUCCCCCGAUGAGGACGGGGACUUCUACUUCGGGGGUGCCGGGUAUGAGGACGACAUCCGGGUCGUGCUGGAUGUGGGUCGCAGGCAGAGCGCCCCGGACAAGCUGCCCGACCUGACCGACCCGGCGGGCGACUCGGACCCCAAGCUGAUGCCAAAGAGGUUCGGCAUCGCUGAUUUCUUCACCAGGAGCCUGUUCACCAGGAAAGCCAAAGAGCCCAGAGCCACGACCCACAAUGCCCACAAUGCAACGGGCUGGCGGCUGUUCGGGAAGACGGCGGUCCAAGAGGGCGAGCAGGGGAAGGAGCCCGCCCCCCCGGUGACAUCACAGUCUCCACAGCGAGAGCUGGAGACGGACUCGCCGUGUCCACAGCGCCCCCCGGCUGCAGGGAGGAGGAAGAACCUGGAGUUCGAGCCUCUGUCCACCACGGCGCUCAUCCUGGAGGACCGGCCGGCGAACCUUCCGGCCAAGUCUGUGGAGGAAACCCAGAGACACAAACUGGAGUACGAGGAGAUGGUGGCCGGAGCCAAGAGGAGAGAGCUGAAGGAAGCCCAGAGGAAGAAGCGGCAGAUGAAGGAGAGACACCGGCAGGAGGACAUCAUCUCCAACGCCAUGGUCGUCUGGAACACCGAGAUCCUCCCUCACUGGGACUCCGUGAAGGGUACGAGGCGUGUCCGGGACCUGUGGUGGCAGGGUCUUCCUCCCAGCGUCAGAGGAAGAGUUUGGAGUCUCGCCAUUGGAAACGAGCUCAACAUCACUGCAGAGCUGUACGAGAUCUUUCUGUCCCGAGCCAAAGAGAAGUGGAGGAGCUACAGCGAGACCAGCUCCGUCAACGACAGCGAGUCUGACGGAGGAGCGUCUCUGGCAGACAGAGAGUCCAGUCUGGAUCUCAUCAAACUGGACAUUUCCAGAACGUUUCCCUCCCUCUUCAUCUUCCAGAAGGGAGGCCCGUACCAUGACCUCCUCCACAGCGUGCUGGGCGCCUACACCUGCUACAGACCGGAUAUCGGCUACGUGCAGGGCAUGUCCUUCAUCGCCGCCGUCCUCAUCCUCAACCUGGAGGAGGCCGAAGCCUUCAUCACCUUCGCCAACCUGCUCAACAAGCCCUGUCAGAUGGCGUUCUUCAGAGUGGACCACGAGCUGAUGUUGAAGUAUUUCUCGGCCUUUGAGAUUUUCUUUGAGGAGAACCUUCCUCGCCUCUUCAGCCACUUCCAAACCAACAGCUUGACCCCUGACCUCUACCUGAUUGACUGGAUCUUCACUCUGUACAGCAAGUCGCUGCCGCUGGACGUGGCGUGCCGGGUGUGGGACGUGUUCUGCCGGGACGGCGAGGAGAGCCUGUUCCGGACGGGCCUGGGCAUCCUGCGCCUGUUUGAGGACGUCCUGCUGCAGAUGGACUUCAUCCACAUCGCCCAGUUCCUCACGCGGCUGCCCGAAGACCUGCAGGCACACACACUCUUCAACGCCAUGGCCAACACACACAUGAUCAGCAGGAACCGCCGCUGGGCUCAGGUUUUCUCUGCUCUGAUGAAGGACGGAUGGAAGGAGACGGAUAAGAGCAGCAGUCCGGCGCUGAGGAGCUAACGGUCACUCUCUGUUUGUGUGUGUGUGUGUGUGAGAGAUCCUUCCAGUGGCCCACAGUCGAGUGUUGCCACGGAAACGCUCCUGGUCGACCAAACCUUGUGACUGUCAGACGGACCUCGUCGGUGCUAACGAGUCUCUAAAACCAGGUCCUGGUCUCCUGAACCUUCCUCUCAUCGUUAUUAUUAUUUUUAACGUCUGCUGGCGGCAAAACGUAGAACGUUGAUAGAUUGAUGAGUGGUGCUCAAAAUAUGGUCCGGGACCCCGUGGGGGAUCCAGUGGUUCCCAGCCUCUGGUCCGGGACCCCGUUGGGGGACGUCCGGGACCACAGAGGGUGUGGACUGUAGGGAAUAUGAGGUGGGGGGGAAAAAAGACUGAAGGUUCUGAAGUGAUCCUCAUUGGUGAGAGUGGGCGUGUCCUCCACCAUGGGGGCGGGGCUUCAGGUAAAAAAAAAAGUCACGGGAACCACUAAUGGGGUCAAAGGUGAAUUCAUGUUGAAUUAUUCUGCCGUUUACUUGGAC